UAAAGUUGUACACAUUACCAUAUCAAGAAUAAUAUGUAGUAUAGUAUGUACAAAGUAAAUCAAUUAAAUAUCAACUGUUUGAAUGUAACAAUGUCAAGUGCCAAUUAAUAUAAAGUGUAUUCCUCAGCUGGUCGGUAACAAUUCAGUAGUCGCUCUUAUCAGAGCCAGUUUCUUUCAAUAAGUUGUAAAUAACGACAAAACUAUGGAUCUAACCGAAGAGACUAAAAAGCUGUCUAUUAUCGAUGAGAAUUUACAGACUAAACGAACUGGGUAUAUAGACUGGCAGGAAUAUUUUAUGGCAACGGCUUUCUUAGCGGCUAAACGCAGUAAAGAUCCAAGUUUUCAAGUGGGAGCUUGCGUUGUAAACAGAGAUAAUAAAAUUGUUGGAAUAGGAUACAAUGGUAUGCCAAUAGGAUGUAAUGAUGAUGAAUUUCCUUGGGGAAAAAAUACACCAUCACCAUUAGAUAGUAAAUAUUUAUAUGUUUGUCAUGCAGAAAUGAAUGCAAUAGUAAACAAAAACUCAGCGGAUGUCAAAGAUUGUAUCAUAUAUGUUGGAUUAUUUCCGUGCAAUGAGUGUGCUAAGAUUAUUAUACAAUCAGGCAUCACUGAGGUUGUCUAUUUAUCAGACAAGAAUGGCCACAAACCAACAUACAUUGCUUCUAAAAGGAUGUUUGAUGCUGCCGGAGUCAAAUAUUGGCAAUUCAAACCAAAGAAUGAUAAAAUUGUGAUCAAUUUCACUGGCAUUGAUUGGGAAAACAUGAGUCCAUCAAAAUGACUACUGUCAUAUGUGAUAAUAUUUUGAUAUUACUAUA
This is a messenger RNA of Papilio machaon (common yellow swallowtail), 812 nucleotides long. RefSeq names its product deoxycytidylate deaminase. Bases 203 to 775 code for a protein of 190 amino acids. The transcript has 5 exons. Lineage: Eukaryota; Metazoa; Arthropoda; Insecta; Lepidoptera; Papilionidae. Gene Ontology annotation, cellular component: cytoplasm. Gene Ontology annotation, molecular function: zinc ion binding; dCMP deaminase activity. The record is from RefSeq and is a predicted model, not a curated record. Gene Ontology annotation, biological process: dTMP biosynthetic process; dUMP biosynthetic process.